GCCGUCUCUAGAAAGUUCUCCCCCCACGUCCUUCGCGGCCGCCCGGCUCCUCCCAGCCCCUCCCUCCGCGGCGGUGGGACCAAUCGCUCCCCCGGCCGCCCACGACCCACCUCCUGCGCCCGCCCGCGCCGGAGCAGAGGUGCGCGAGCCACGGCCGGCCGCCCGCACAGCCGCGCACUGACCGGCGCCCGCUGCCCGAGGAACGGCACGAUGACCGCAGAGGAGACGAAGGCUGCAGACAGCGGAGCGCAGUCGGCGCCGCUGCCCCUCGAGGGGGUGGACAUCAGUCCCAAGCAGGAUGAGGGAGUGCUUAAGGUCAUCAAGCGAGAGGGCACAGGCACGGAGAUGCCCAUGAUCGGGGACCGAGUCUCUGUCCACUACACGGGCUGGCUGAUGGAUGGCACCAAGUUUGACUCCAGCCUGGACCGCGAGGACAGAUUCUCCUUCGACCUGGGGAAAGGGGAGGUCAUCAAGGCUUGGGAUAUUGCUGUAGCGACCAUGAAGGUGGGGGAAGUGUGCCACAUCACCUGCAAGCCAGAAUACGCCUACGGUUCGGCGGGCAGCCCUCCCAAGAUCCCUCCCAACGCCACGCUUGUGUUCGAGGUGGAGUUGUUUGAGUUCAAGGGAGAGGACCUGACGGACGAAGAAGACGGCGGGAUCAUCAGGAGAAUCCGGGCUCGGGGGGAAGGCCACGCCAAGCCCAACGAUGGCGCCCUCGUGGAGGUUGCGCUGGAAGGGUACUACAAGGACCAGAUCUUUGACCGCCGGGAGCUCCGCUUUGAGGUCGGCGAGGGGGAGAGCGUGGAUCUGCCUUGUGGGCUGGAGAAAGCCAUUCAGCGCAUGGAAAAAGGAGAACAUUCCAUCGUGUAUCUCAAGCCCAGCUAUGCUUUUGGCAGCGUUGGGAAGGAAAAGUUCCAGAUCCCACCAAAUGCUGAGCUGAAGUAUGAAGUACAGCUCAAGAGUUUUGAGAAGGCCAAGGAAUCCUGGGAGAUGAGUUCAGAGGAGAAGCUGGAGCAGAGCACUAUAGUGAAGGAGCGGGGCACCAUGUACUUCAAGGAAGGCAAGUACAAGCAGGCUCUGCUGCAGUACAAGAAGAUUGUGUCCUGGCUGGAAUUCGAGUCGAGUUUCUCUAACGAGGACGCACAGAAGGCACAGGCCCUUCGGCUGGCCUCCCACCUCAACCUGGCCAUGUGUCACCUGAAGCUGCAAGCCUUCUCAGCUGCCAUUGAGAACUGCAAUAAGGCCCUGGAACUGGACAGUAACAACGAGAAGGGCCUUUUCCGCCGGGGAGAGGCCCACCUGGCGGUGAACGACUUUGACUUGGCACGGGCUGAUUUCCAGAAGCUCCUGCAGCUCUACCCCAGCAAUAAAGCAGCCAAGGCCCAGCUGGCUAUCUGCCAGCAGCGGAUCCGCAAGCAGCUUGAGCGGGAGAAGAAGCUCUACGCCAACAUGUUUGAGAGGCUGGCUGGGGAGGAGAGCAAGGCCAAGGCCACGGCUGCGGGAAACCAGCCCGCUGACACGGAGAUGAAGGACGAGCAGAAGAACGAUGUGGCAGGGGGCCAGCCUCAGGUGGAGGCGGAAGCUUAGCCCCGCCCAGCCCUGCUCCCGGCUGCCUGCCCCCUCCUCCCUACCUUCCUCCACCCUGUUAGUUUUGUAAAAACUGAAGAACUUUGAGUGAA
Lagenorhynchus albirostris (white-beaked dolphin) is the source of this 1679-nucleotide messenger RNA. It is a transcript of the gene FKBP4, whose product is annotated as FKBP prolyl isomerase 4. The record is from RefSeq and is a predicted model, not a curated record. Bases 211 to 1587 code for a protein of 458 amino acids. Lineage: Eukaryota; Metazoa; Chordata; Mammalia; Artiodactyla; Delphinidae. Gene Ontology annotation, molecular function: peptidyl-prolyl cis-trans isomerase activity; protein binding. The transcript is spliced from 10 exons.